AUGAAUCAGGCCUCUCUAUAUCAGCACGCCAACCAGGUGCAACGGCACGAUGCCAAACUGAUUCUGGACGAGUUUGCCUCGACUUUGCAGUGGCGGUCCGAUGGAGAGGAUGCCCUCUUGGAUGUGGGUUCAGGAUCCGGAAAUGUGCUCAUGGAUUUCGUAAGGCCCCUACUUCCGAAGCGAGGGCAACUGGUGGGCACCGACAUCUCCAGUCAGAUGGUGGGCUAUGCCAGUAAAUAUUACCAGGGUGAGGAACGCACCAGAUUCCAAGUUCUAGACAUAGGAUGCGAGAGGCUACCGGAGGAGCUGAAAGCCAGAUUCGACCAUGUCACCUCGUUCUACUGCCUGCACUGGGUGCAAAACCUGAAAGGAGCCCUCGGCAAUAUUUACAAUCUUCUAAAACCUGAGGGCGGUGACUGUCUUCUGGCCUUCCUGGCCUCAAAUCCAGUUUACGAAGUCUACAAAAUUCUCAAAGGAAACGAUAAAUGGUCGACUUUUAUGCAGGAUGUGGAGCAAUUUAUAUCACCACUUCACUACAGUGUAAACCCAGGCGAGGAAUUCAGUCAGUUGCUCAACGAAGUGGGUUUCGAACAACACAAUGUGGAAAUACGGAAUGAAGUAUUCGUUUACGAAGGUGUCAGGACUCUAAAGGAUAACGUGAAAGCCAUUUGUCCUUUUUUGGAGCGCAUGCCUUCCACAUUGCAUGAAGAAUUCCUUGACGAUUUCGUAGACAUUGUAAUAUCCAUGAAUUUGCAGCAAGGCGAAAAGAAUGAGGACCAAAAGUUUUUAUCUCCUUAUAAACUGGUGGUUGCCUAUGCUCGCAAGACCCCCGAAUUUGUAAACAAGGUUUUCCUAGAUCCGCCACAUCACAACUUGUUUAAGGGAAUUAACUAGUCUUCUAGUUAGCUUGUAAGGAAUCGAAGAUAAUUACUUUUUCAGAGUCUAUUAAUGCCAAAUAAUGUACUUAACCUAAAUUUAGAAGAAAUCAAAGUUCCUAGAAUUGGUCACACAUAUACUUAUUAAUAAAUAGCAUACAUUAAAAUUUAA
Messenger RNA from Drosophila elegans, 1047 nucleotides. RefSeq names its product juvenile hormone acid O-methyltransferase (gene jhamt). The transcript has 2 exons. The record is from RefSeq and is a predicted model, not a curated record. Lineage: Eukaryota; Metazoa; Arthropoda; Insecta; Diptera; Drosophilidae. Bases 1 to 894 code for a protein of 297 amino acids.